This is a messenger RNA of Mixia osmundae IAM 14324, 1401 nucleotides long. RefSeq lists its product as uncharacterized. Gene Ontology annotation, cellular component: membrane; cytoplasm; intracellular membrane-bounded organelle. The coding region runs from base 1 to 1401 and encodes 466 amino acids. The transcript has a single exon. Gene Ontology annotation, biological process: sphingosine biosynthetic process. NCBI's taxonomy places the organism in Eukaryota, Fungi, Basidiomycota, Mixiomycetes, Mixiales, Mixiaceae. The record is from RefSeq and is a predicted model, not a curated record.
AUGAGCUUGUACGAGGUCAGCGGUGAGCCGGCCGAGGGCUCGCUGCUCGCCUUUCACAAGACCGAGACCAAGAUCACCAGACCAGAAUGGGCAAAAUUGGGUUGCGUCGACGCAGCGGCACAAAUCAGCGUUGGCGUCAAGGAUAUCUUGGCUGUCGUCUACGACAGCGAUGAAACAGCAUUGUUGCUCUAUGCGGAUGCUGCUCGUGCUGCCAUCGAUACGAGCAAGCCAUCCGGCAGCACGCUACGAGCCCUUGUUCUUGCUCAAUCCAGCUGGGCGUCCCUGAAGCAGCACGUCCCCUCGGAGCUCAUUCACGAGCUGAGCAGCUCCACUGCACCCGUCCACCUCGUCGUCAACCCAUCUGCUUCUCAGGGCCGAGCGCGAGUGAUUGCCGAACGAAUUGUUGUGUCUCUCCUGCGAGCGCUCGGUCGACAGAGCCAAGUGCAUAUCACCCAGUCUGCUGCUCAGAUCAAGGACGAGCUAGCCCCGGCUCUUCUGAGAUUGGGCGAGCAUACCCAGAUACUCGUUUGUGGCGGCGAUGGUACCAUGUCAGAGCUUCUCAACGGCCUUGCCGCUCAGCCGAUCAGAAACGUCUCGCUCGAGCUGGCCACACUGCCCGUGGGCACGGCAAACGCAUUUGACGCUUGGCUUCACCCGCCAGAGCAGCUGCAGAAGUAUCAUCCGAGGCUAUUCGCUGGUCUGCUUGAUCUGGUGACUUUGCGCCACAAGCCGGUCGCUCUGACAAUGGCCAAAUCUGUCAUUUCCCCUUCUGGCUCGACACAAUACGCGCAUGUCGUCGUCUCUUUCGCGCUGCAUGCAUCUAUCCUACACGAUGCCGAAAAGAUGCGUCAACAGCAUCCUGGGAUAGACCGCUUCAAGCUGGCUGCCAUGCAAAACGUCACAGAGUGGCACGCAGGCACGCUUGAGAUCAAAGGCCAAGAUAUACAGUUGUACAGUCCAGCUUCAAAGUCCUUCACGUCAUGCGAUGGACCCGUCACGCUCGACGGACCAUUCUUGUACCUCGCCUCGAGCCUCAUCGAUCGAUUCGAGCCGACCUUUAUCGUCGACCCUCUGCGACGGGAUGCUCCGGCAGGUACCAUCGAUCUGGUCCUCAUGCGACCUAGCCAAUCAGGUCACGACAUAAGCAACGCUAGCAAAACGACGCGCGAGAUGGUCGCAGGGACGAUGGGCAAAGUAUUCGAAGCAAUGUAUAACGGCGGCAAGCACAUUGAUUCGCCUCAUGUUGAGAUCUACCGCUGCACCACUUUCACAUUCACGCCUCGAGAUCAGACCAGCGAGAAGCACGGACUGGUCUGCAACGACGGUACGCUAGAGAAGAUUCCUGCAGGCGGCUCAGUCACCGUCACAACGCACGCCUUUCCCUCGAUCGAAAUCUAUUGA